AGUACACUGACACACAACACACACAUUAAUGGGGUUUGAAGUUAUUCUUGCAGCUGUGUGGUUUUUCGCCCUGUGGUUAUGGCGGAACAAGAAGCGUAUAGCAUGGAACUGGCCGCUGAUCGGAAUGCUGCCGGCGCUCCUCCACCACGUCGGCCGUAUCCACGACGGCUGCACGGAGAUUCUCCGGCGUACCCGCCGCGGCACCUUCCACUUCAAGGGGCCCUGGUUUUCCGGCAUGGAGAUUCUCGGCACAGUCAACCCAGCCAACGUGCACUACAUCAUGAGCGCCAACUUCCAUAACUUCCCGAAAGGCCCCAAAUUCCGGGAGAUCUUCGACGUUCUCGGCGAUGGAAUAUUCAACUCCGACGCCGACUCGUGGCGGCACCAGCGCCGUGCCGCCAGGGGUUUUCUCAGCCACCGCCGCUUCCACCGCUUUCUGGUGAAAAUCAGCCGCGACAAGGUGGCGUACGGGCUUGUCCCGGUUCUUGAAAUGGCGUCGAAAGAAAACUGGGUUUUGGAUUUGCAGGAUAUUUUCCAACGGCUGACAUUCGAUACGACUUGUGCUUUAGUUACGGGUUUCGAUCCAGGCUGUCUCUCCGUCGAUUUGCCGGAGGUUCCUUUUUCGAAAGCGAUGGAUGACGUGGAGGAAGCUAUUUUCUUGAGACACGUGCUCCCUGAAAAAAUAUGGAAGAUGCUGAGGUGGCUUAGAGUUGGUUCCGAGAGAAAAAUGAGUGACGGUUCGAAGAUUCUCGAUGAUGUCAUCGGGAAAUACAUCUCGAAGAAACGCGAUGAACUGAGAGACGGAAAUAAGAAGAAAUUCAUAGAAGAUGAAAAUGAAGAUGGUGAUGGUGAUGAUUUGCUAACAAGUUACAUCAACGGUGGAGAUUCGAUCUCCCAAACCCUAGAUCCGAUCCAAACCGCUGACGAGGAUAAGUUCUUGAGAGACACAAUCUUGAAUCUCAUGAUUGCCGGGCGCGACACUACUAGCUCGGCUCUAACAUGGUUCACGUGGCUCGUUUCGACUCAUCAAGAAGUCGAGAGGAAGAUUCUAGAAGAGCUGAAAUCGGUUAUUAGUGAUCAAGAUCCGUCAGAGGGCGAAUUUCCGAGGGUUUUCAAGGUCGAAGAGAUCACAAACAAAGCGGUUUACUUGCAUGGUGCACUCUGUGAGGCGUUGAGACUGUAUCCGCCGGUGCCCUUCCAGCACAAGGAACCGAAUCAACCGGAUAUACUACCGAGCGGGCACUACGUGCACCCGGAGAUGAAGGUGAUGUUCUUUUUGUACGCGAUGGGGAGAAUGGAGUCGGUUUGGGGGAAAGAUUGCUUGGAGUUCAAGCCGGAGAGGUGGAUUACCGAGCGCGGCUCGAUUAAGCACGAGCCGUCGUACAAGUUCCUAGCGUUCAAUGCGGGGCCGAGGACUUGUUUGGGGAAGGAAGUGGCGUUCGUUCAAAUGAAAAUGGUGGCGGCAACUAUCAUUUACAAUUAUCGGGUUCGAGUCGUUGACGGGCAUCGGGUGGAGCCGAAUUGUUCGGUGAUUCUAUAUAUGAGGGAUGGAUUGAAGGUUAGGGUUUCUAAGAGAAUGGCUUAGUGUUUGAAAGAUGGAAAUUUAAUUUAUGGGGUUUUUUUUUUCUUUUUUCAUUUUUAAUGUUUUUCAUUAGUUAUUUCUCGUUUUAUUUUAUAUAUGUAUGGGGAACUAAGUUGUAAUUGUUUAUGUUUGAAUUUUGAUCAAGAAUGCCGAGUUUA
Messenger RNA from Erythranthe guttata (spotted monkey flower), 1740 nucleotides. RefSeq names its product alkane hydroxylase MAH1. The record is from RefSeq and is a predicted model, not a curated record. NCBI's taxonomy places the organism in Eukaryota, Viridiplantae, Streptophyta, Magnoliopsida, Lamiales, Phrymaceae. Gene Ontology annotation, molecular function: oxidoreductase activity, acting on paired donors, with incorporation or reduction of molecular oxygen; monooxygenase activity; heme binding.